AUGCCAGAACAAACCCCCCCACCCCGGGAAUCAGCUCGAACUGUCCUCCUAUUCCUCCUCAUUUUUAUGUGGCUCACCUCCGACUCCCAAGGCCCCAAUCCUGGAUACCGUUCAGCCCGUCAAUUCGCGACGGAGCGACUGGAGCGCUCACGCCAUUCUCUCGACGUUUUAAACGUUACCAGGUGGCAAGACUUCUCGCCCAGGACCACCAGUACCCCAGGCUACCAGCCAGGGACAUAUUUGAACUUGACCGGCUUUAGGAAGAGCGAUGGCUAUGCGUGGGAUCGACUAGAUACGUUUAAGGAGCGCAGCGAGCUCUUCAGUCGGGAGGCAAAAGGCAGGUGGAGAGCCGACAAGGACAAAGAUGACCAGGACGGAAACAGUGGGCUGGUGGGCGAGAUAUAUAAAAACGUCACAGGAAUAGUGGUGGGCGAUUGGGUGAGAUACUCCGGGGACUUGGAGAAGGACCAGAGGAGGCCAUUGUUGAAUUUGUCGGAGAUCGCACCAGGUGUUCCGUGGGCAUUUAGGAAUGAAGAAUUUUGGACGAGAAAUAUUACGGGAAGGGAAGGGAAACUCAUGUUGAGGUUAUACGAGAAAGAUGUACUUGAAAUCGAUUUGGAUACGGAGCUGCAGACUGACGUGGUGCGGAAUAUAUCGAAUACUGGAUUGGCUCGAGAGGUUUCGGCUGCCAUGACGGUCCAGGAUGAGACGAGUACUGGUGAUGGAUGGGAGAUGAAAAUCCACGGCGUGCAUUGGCCGAGAACCGGUGUAAUGCUUAUGACGACGACAAGUCCCAAAUUUUCUGGAGCUUUUGGGUUACCCCAUCUGAGUACGAGUUUGGGAGAGUACGCCUCAAGUCAGAAGUUGUUGAAUAUAACUUUGGGAAAGUUGGUGCGAAACAUGGAGAGGCGGCGCCGCAAUGAUCCGACUGAUCUAUAUGCAUCAACUCCCGAUGGUGAAGGCGAAGGAAUGGUGCCUGCUCCGCAUUGCGAGUUCGUGAUCUAUGUUCAAAUCCAUCCCCUCGUGGUGAACUUAGCUACCAGCAGCGGUUAUUUUCAACAGCAGAGCAUCAUCGAGGAGAUUGAGCAAGAGCUCCGAUUUCCGAACGGCGCCCCAAUUCCACCGAUCCCAAGACUCCAGAUGUCUACAGUUAUAUUUUCACCUGACUGUGGAUUUAUUUUAGAAUCGAAAGGGCCACCUUCGUUUUCUCCUGUGGUUGCGGAGCACCUUCUUGGUAAGAAGCAAGAGGUAUGGCUCCAUGAUAUUCAAAGCUGGCUACUCCUGCUUGCUGUUGUAAUAUUCGGCCAGGUACUCCUUUUGAAGAUCCAGUCAAAAGAGGCAUCGACGCCAUCCACCACCGGCCGAGUCAGCCUUUACACCAUAGGUAUAAUGCUAUUGGCCGAUGCCUUGAUGUUCUUAAGCUUAUCAUUGCUGAGUUCCAUAGCUCCAAACCUGUUUCCUUCAGCGCUUCUAGUUUCCUUUUCUGCACUCAUGUCGUUGGGAUUGGGUGUUAGGUUCGUUGGAGCGGUUUAUAAUGUCCAAGAACCAGAGCGCAGAGAUCAAUUGCGGACUCAACAGGCUGCUGAAGCUGCCAGGGUUCCAACUAGACCCAGCGCCACCGCAGGUGCAGCAGCGAUCAGCAGAGCGGCCGGUGCUAGUUCCCCUACGCCUCCCCUGCGGGUAUCAAAUCCAGCCCCGUCUAACAAUAUCCCAAUCAUCAUCCCCUCGGAUCAAGAUAUCGAUGCGGAAAUAUCUGAAAAUAUCAAUACCACUACUGCGACAUCUCUUCCAACAACCAACACCCCCCAAACCGUGGAAGUUGGACCUCAAGAUACCCCUGGCUUUGGGGCGGUUUAUGUGAAAUUCGUCCUAGCAAUACUUUUCCUCCUCUUCAUCUCAGUCUCUGCAAUGUCCUGGUCCGUCCCUGUUCGGACCGCCUAUAUCUAUCUCCUUUCCAGCACUUAUCUCUCCUUCUGGAUCCCCCAAAUCCGGCGCAACAUAAUUCGGAACUGCCGCAAAGCCCUACUAUGGAAAUUCGUCGUAGGCCAGUCAGUUCUCCGCCUACUACCUUUCGCAUAUUUUUUUCUGAAAAGGGAUAACAUCCUUUUCGCCGAAACGGACUGGAAAGCAUUCUGCGUGCUAGCAGGGUGGGUCUGGAUCCAAAUAUGGAUUCUCGCCGCGCAAGAAGUUCUCGGUCCCCGAUGGGGUAUCCCGAAGGGUUGGACGGAAGAAGCGUGGGAUUACCAUCCCAUUCUACGAGAGGACAAUAUGGAGGCUGGCGGCUUGCCUAUCGGCCUUGCACAAGUUCCUGUUUCGACCGUACUAGAGAGAAGCAACACUGAUACGAGUGAAGAUUUGGGAAGUCGGAAGAAGAAAGAUGAUACGUUUAGGAGUGUGGAUUGUGCGAUCUGUAUGCAAACCAUUGAAGUACCCGUGGUAGUAGCGGGCGAAGAUGCCUCGAGUGCAAACAGUGUGGUACGGUUUCCUGAAGGUAAUGCUACUGGAGAAGAUCCUUCCUUACUUCACCUUUCCAAAACAAACCCCACCGACGACAAGCCUCCUUUGAAGAGGGCUGCCGAUUUGGAAUAUCAGACGGAAGUUGCUGGUCUUACAUCUACCUUCCCAGCCCUCGACAGCAAACUAUCCCUCCACAAGUACAAAUCCAAGGCAUUUUCAGAGGUCAACUCCCUCUAUGUCUAA
This is a messenger RNA of Venustampulla echinocandica, 2700 nucleotides long. RefSeq names its product RING protein. The record is from RefSeq and is a predicted model, not a curated record. The transcript has 2 exons. The coding region runs from base 1 to 2700 and encodes 899 amino acids. NCBI's taxonomy places the organism in Eukaryota, Fungi, Ascomycota, Leotiomycetes, Helotiales, Pleuroascaceae.